Molecule: messenger RNA, 2304 nt
Organism: Spizellomyces punctatus DAOM BR117
Lineage: Eukaryota; Fungi; Chytridiomycota; Chytridiomycetes; Spizellomycetales; Spizellomycetaceae
Exons: 3
Coding region: 1-2193 (730 amino acids)
Molecular function (GO): helicase activity; RNA binding; ATP binding
Source: RefSeq, a predicted model, not a curated record
AUGUGCGAAUCAAAGGUCAAGAAGGAGAAGGUUGAUGUGGUAGAGGACGCUAUGGACGUCUCGUCCUCGCCCGAGAAAACGAAAAAGGACAAGAAGGACAAGAAGGACAAGAAGGACAAGAAGGACAAGAAGGAAAAGAAGAGCAAAAAGAUCAAGCAGGAAGAGGACGUUGAAUCGCCAAAAAAGGAGAAGAAAGACAAGAAGCGCAAGCGUACCGUAGAUGAAGAUGCUAUAAAAGAGGAGACUGCCAACAAUGAUGACAGUGUCGAGCACACCGGCAAAAAGUACCGCGCAACAGAUGGAUCCGCGAUUCCCGUACCGACGCCUACACCUACCCCCGAGCCCGAAGAAAUCCCCUCUGAACUCCGUCUAACCAGUCACAACUUGUCCGCCUCAACUCUCAAAUCGCUCCAGGCGCGAGGCGUAACGCAGCUCUUCCCCAUCCAAGCUGCAUCGCUGAAGCCCAUCAUGGAAGGAAACGACCUCUUGGGUCGUGCCAGAACAGGCACAGGCAAAACGCUUGCAUUUUCACUCCCCAUGGUUGAAGUGCUGAAACGAGAGCGUGAGACCGAUUCGAAGGCGUUUACAGCUCGUGGACGUGCGCCAAAGGUGCUGAUCAUGGCUCCUACGAGAGAGUUGGCUAUGCAAGUUCAUCGAGAGUUUGAUAGUAUUGCAUCCGGGGAGUUGAAGAUAGUUUGCGUGUAUGGUGGAACACCUUAUGAUCAGCAAUAUUACGCGAUGAGGGAUGGUGUAGAUGUUGUCGUCGGAACCCCUGGACGACUCAUUGACCACAUUGAGCGUGGAAACCUCAAGCUUGGCAAUCUUCGAUUUGUGUGUUUGGACGAGGCGGAUCAAAUGCUCGACAUUGGAUUUGCAGAUGCAAUGGAAAAGGUCCUCCAGUCCGUUGCCGAGCACAAGUCUGCAAAACCGUCUUCGCCCAAACACCAAACCCUACUUUUCAGCGCGACGCUCCCAGAAUGGAUCGCGAAAGCUGUGGCAAAGUACAUGCGCGCCGACAAAGUCACCGUCGACAUGAUUGGAAAGGACAAGCAAAAGACGUCCGCCCUUGUCAAGCAUCUUGCUGUUCCAUCCCGCUGGCAGAAUCGGACAUCGGUUUUGGGAGAUAUUAUUGCCGUUUACGGUCGGGGCGGAAAUGGCCGGACCAUCGUCUUUGUCGAAACCAAAGGCGAAUGCAACGAUCUUGGCUUGAAUGAGAAAAUCGCUGCUUUCGGUACCCAAGUCAUCCACGGGGACGUUCAACAAAAACAACGCGAGGUUGCCAUGCAAGGAUUCCGUGAUGGUAAAUUCAAAUGCCUCAUCACGACCAAUGUAUGCGCACGUGGUGUCGAUAUCCCUGAGGUGGACCUUGUUAUCAACUGUGAGCCACCUUCGGAUGUUGAAUCCUAUAUUCAUCGGUCGGGGCGAACGGGCCGUGCUGGCAAAUCUGGCGUCUGUGUCACAUUUUAUAAGCCACAACAAGAGUACCUUUUGCAGAAUAUUUCGCGACGGGCAGGAGUGGAGUUCACCAAAGUGGGUGCACCGCAAGCGACGGAUAUCGUUAAGGCUCGUGCACAGGACACAUUAUCGACUGUUGCGGGUGUUUCCGAAGAAGUUAUUCCCUACUUUAUUGAUACCGCAGAAGCGAUUUUGACACGGUUUUCGGAUCCGGUGAAAGCUCUCUCAGCGGCUCUUGCCGUUAUUUGCAACACUACUCAACCGUUACCCCCUCGUUCCCUCCUUUCCGCCAACGAAGGAUUCUACACGCUCUUGUUUAGUGUCGACCAAACGAUUCGGAACGCAGGGUACGUUCGCGCAAUUGUUCAACGUACCUUUCCUGGAUUAUCCUAUGAGGAUACCUGUAACUGGCGUAUGACGAAAGAUGAGAUGGGCGUUGUGGUGGACGUUGUUGCGAGUAAAGUCAAGGUUCUUCCGGAGGGGUUGGAGAUUGCGGGUGUGCCUUGGAUAGAUGGACGGGGCGUUACGCUUGAAAUUGCUAAAGAGUUACCUGAGCUGCAGGAAAUGAAAUUUGCGGGGGCUCCUCAGGGGGGUGGAUACGGUAAUGGUAGAAGUGGGUAUGGAGCUGGUUCCUCGGCGAGAGGACGGAGUUUUGGUGGUUCUAGUAGGGGGCGUGGAAGCGGUGGACGUGGAAGUGGACGUGGAAGUGGUCGUGGAUCCUUUAGAGGUCGUAGAUAGAUGAUUAUGUCUAGGCGGGAGGAAUAUGGUACAUAUUUGGGGAUUUUCGUAGGUGGAGUUAUCUAGUUUAUGUGAGUGUUCUUUACAAUAUAUUUAAGUUUGCAAAAGAUA